AUGAUUCCAGUUCAAUGGUCAUGGCAAACACGCCUGUUUAUCAUUUUCAAUUGUUUCCGUUUCGCACUUGGAGGUUAUAAUCAACGAUAUCUUCUACGCUAUCUGCUGAAAGAAAGACCAUACAAUCCAUUCGAACGACCAGUGCUCAACGAUACAGACACAUUACCUGUUCGAAUGAAUUUGGCUUUACAACAAAUCAUUCAUUAUGAUGCAAAAAAUGAAGUUAUUGUUCUGAGUGGCUGGAUGGUCCUCGCAUGGAACGAUUGUAAUUUGAAAUGGAAUCCGAAGAAUUUUGGUGGCAUUGAAACGAUACGCAUACCGAGUACGCAAAUUUGGCUUCCGGAUAUUCUUCUCUACAACAGUGCUGAUGAAAAAUUUGAUAGUACAAUGAAAAUAAAUGCUGUUGUACAGCAUACUGGUGAUGUUCUAUAUGUUCCACCCGGUAUUUUCAAAGCGAUCUGUUCUUUUAAUAUUGCUUCAUUUCCAUUUGAUACACAACAAUGUACACUUAAAUUCGGAUCAUGGACAUUUGAUGAUGCUGGAAUUAAUCUAACGGCAGAAAGUAAUCAAGGCCAAUUAGAUGCUUUUAUCAAAAAUGGACAAUGGGACUUAGAAGAAUUUUCUGCAGUAAUCAGUGUAUUGAAAUAUGAAUGCUGUCCAACAUUAUAUCCAUUCGUUCUUUAUACAAUUCGAAUUCGUCGAUUUUCUUUGUAUUAUUUCUUCAACAUCGUCGUUCCGUGUUUUCUGAUCAGCUGUAUGACAAUUUUGGGAUUUUUAUUAGCUCCGGACAGUGGUGAAAAGCUAACGCUGCAAAUUACAAUUCUUCUCUCCGUAAUUAUGUUUAGUUUAUUAAUGUUUGAAAUAAUGCCGCCGAGCUCUACUGCUGUUCCAAUCAUCACGAAAUACUUUACAUGCAUUAUGAUAAUGUCAACGGUUUCCGUCGCAGCAUCCGUUUUAGUUAUCUCAAUCCAUUUCCGAAAUGCCCACAACCAUACCAUGCCAUUAUGGAUCCAAAAAUAUAUUUGUUAUUAUACGGCAUGGCUAUUACUUAUGAAACAUCCUCGGUAUGACUUAACUUGGCGUGGAAUACGUCAACGAUGGAACAUGCGAAAGGGAGAACUGAACGGUGAUGAUGAAUCAGUGGCUAAGCGUUGUUAUAAAUGUCGUCCAACACCGUUAGUAAAUAAUCUUUUUAAAUUCUUACCAUCAAAGAGUCUACCGCCGCAUCAUCAUUCGCAUGAGCCAGCACAAACGUUGAAUGCCUAUCAAACCGAUUUGAUCCGAUCGGAAUUGCGUAAUAUAGCUUCACAUUUAGCUAUUUUAAGUCGUCGUGUUCAACGAGAAGAAAAAUACAAUGAAGAUUCAGAAGAUUGGAAAUUUGUGGCAAUGGUUAUCGAUCGUCUUUGUUUAACCUUCUUUACCUUAUCAAUGAUUGUUUUUACUGGAUGGACUCUUCUUUCUGUACCUAGCAUGUUUAAACGUCGCUAG
Molecule: messenger RNA, 1488 nt
Organism: Adineta ricciae
Lineage: Eukaryota; Metazoa; Rotifera; Eurotatoria; Adinetida; Adinetidae
Source: the annotation of a GenBank genome assembly